Molecule: messenger RNA, 3854 nt
Organism: Zea mays
Lineage: Eukaryota; Viridiplantae; Streptophyta; Magnoliopsida; Poales; Poaceae
Product: ATP synthase subunit alpha, chloroplastic
Exons: 1
Coding region: 1328-2851 (507 amino acids)
Biological process (GO): proton motive force-driven ATP synthesis; proton transmembrane transport
Molecular function (GO): proton-transporting ATP synthase activity, rotational mechanism; ATP binding; ADP binding
Source: RefSeq, a predicted model, not a curated record
GAGUUGUCUAUUUCAAGAAUAGAUUGGAUCUAUCCGGCUGCACUUUAGAAUAUUUUUAGUAUUUUUUUUGAUAAAUAAGAAAAGGUGCACGAUCUCGACGAAUUACUUCUGAAUAACUUCAGAAAUCAUAUGGAAGAACCAUAGCAUUUCGCGAUUCAUUGGUAAAUUUACUUUGAUUCUCUAUAGACCAAUAAUGUGAGACCAUUAACACGGUUAAAGCUAAACUGCUUGAAGUCCGGGCAAAAAGGGGUACUCUUUCUACAACUACAUUAGUAUUAGUCUCGAAAUGCUUUAAACGGGAAAUAGCUAGUGUAGAAUUUAUCUGAUAUAGAACACUCAUAUCGAUAAAAUAGUUUGAACUAUUUACUAGAAGGGCACGCAGCCCUUUUUCCAAUGCCAAAUCGACGACCUAUGUAUAAAAAAAAGAGAAAUUUUUUGGAUUUGAAGAAAAAAUAAAAGGAAUUCUAUCAAUUUUUAUUUUCCAUUUAUUUAGUUAGUUUUUCUUAAUGAAAUUGAAAUUAUUAACUAACAGAGCAAACACAAAUAAAGAAACAACUUUGCUGACCAUGAUAGAUUUUUAUCUAGUUGGAAGAGUCCUCUUAAUAUUCAUCUAGUCUUAUAUAAGUUUGGGUAUAUAGAAAUACAAACAGAAAAGAGAGGAUAGAGGAUAGGCUCAUUACAUAAAAAAAAGAUAUGGAAAUAGCCAUAAUACAUAACAAAAAAGAAAAAAAGGAGCGGGAGAGCCAAAUGAAUCGAAAGAUUCAUGUUUGGUUCGGGAAGAGAUCAUAAAAAUUGUAAACUUAAUAGCAAGAUAAUCUACUUUCAUUAAAAGAUUUAUUAGAUAAUCGAAAACAGAGGAUUUUAAGUACUAUUCGAAAUUCGGAAGAAUUGCGUAAAGGGACCCUUGAACAACUCGAAAAAGCUCGUAUUCGAUUACAGAAAGUCGAACUGGAAGCAGAUGAGUAUCGAAUGAAUGGAUACUCUGAAAUAGAACGAGAAAAAGAAAAUUUGAUUAAUGCUACUUCUAUUAGUUUGGAACAAUUAGAAAAGUCUAAAAACGAAACCCUUUAUUUUGAAAAACAAAGGGCGAUGAAUCAGGUCCGACAACGGGUUUUCCAACAAGCUGUACAAGGAGCUCUAGGAACUCUGAAUAGUUGUUUGAAUACCGAGUUACAUUUCCGUACGAUUCGUGCUAAUAUUGGCAUUCUCGGGGCCAUAGAAUGGAAGAGAUAAUUCAAUUUAUUAGGUUUUGAACUUCUACUUUUGUUUAGAAUUUAGGCAUUAUUUUUCCCUUGCUUCCAAAAAAAAAAAAAUUAAAGAAACACUAAUGGCAACCCUUCGAGUCGACGAAAUUAAUAAAAUUCUCCGCGAACGUAUUGAACAAUAUAAUAGGAAAGUAGGGAUUGAGAAUAUCGGUCGCGUAGUGCAAGUGGGGGAUGGGAUUGCUCGUAUUAUAGGUCUUGGUGAAAUAAUGUCAGGUGAAUUAGUCGAAUUUGCAGAAGGGACGAGAGGUAUUGCUCUGAAUUUGGAAUCUAAAAAUGUUGGGAUUGUAUUAAUGGGCGAUGGGUUGAUGAUACAAGAGGGAAGUUUUGUAAAAGCAACAGGAAGAAUUGCUCAGAUACCCGUGAGCGAGGCUUACUUGGGUCGUGUUAUAAAUGCUCUCGCUAAACCUAUUGAUGGGAGAGGCGAAAUUGUCGCUUCAGAAUCUCGCUUAAUUGAAUCUCCUGCUCCGGGUAUAAUUUCUAGGCGUUCCGUAUAUGAACCCCUUCAAACAGGGCUUAUUGCUAUCGAUUCGAUGAUCCCCAUAGGGCGCGGUCAGCGAGAGUUAAUUAUUGGGGACAGACAGACUGGCAAAACAGCAGUAGCCACAGAUACAAUUCUCAAUCAAAAAGGUCAAGAUGUAAUAUGUGUUUAUGUAGCUAUCGGUCAAAGAGCAUCCUCCGUGGCUCAAGUAGUAACUACUUUCCACGAAGAGGGGGCCAUGGAAUACACUAUUGUAGUAGCUGAAAUGGCGGAUUCACCCGCUACAUUACAAUAUCUCGCUCCUUAUACGGGAGCAGCCCUGGCUGAGUAUUUUAUGUACCGCGAACGGCAUACCUUAAUAAUUUAUGAUGAUCUCUCCAAACAGGCACAAGCUUAUCGCCAAAUGUCCCUUCUAUUAAGAAGACCUCCCGGCCGCGAAGCUUAUCCAGGGGAUGUUUUUUAUUUGCAUUCACGCCUUUUAGAAAGAGCCGCUAAAUUAAAUUCUCUUUUAGGCGAAGGGAGUAUGACCGCUUUACCAAUAGUGGAGACUCAAUCUGGAGACGUUUCCGCCUAUAUUCCUACUAAUGUAAUUUCAAUUACAGAUGGACAAAUAUUCUUAUCCGCGGAUCUAUUCAAUGCCGGAAUUCGACCUGCUAUUAAUGUGGGUAUUUCAGUUUCCAGAGUAGGAUCCGCAGCUCAAAUUAAAGCCAUGAAACAAGUAGCUGGCAAAUCAAAAUUGGAACUAGCUCAAUUCGCAGAAUUACAAGCCUUUGCACAAUUCGCCUCCGCUCUGGAUAAAACAAGUCAGAAUCAAUUGGCAAGGGGUCGACGAUUACGGGAAUUGCUUAAACAAUCCCAAUCAAACCCUCUCCCAGUGGAAGAGCAGGUAGCUACUAUUUAUACCGGAACGAGAGGAUAUCUUGAUUCGUUAGAAAUUGAACAGGUAAAGAAAUUUCUGGAUGAGUUACGUAAACACCUAAAAGAUACUAAACCUCAAUUCCAAGAAAUUAUAUCUUCUAGUAAGACAUUCACCGAGCAAGCAGAAACCCUUUUGAAGGAAGCUAUUCAGGAACAGCUUGAACGGUUUUCCCUUCAGGAACAAACAUAAAUAUAGCAUGUCUACUCUUAUUAGUAUAACUCGUGUUAGUAGAAGAGGAAUCAAAGAUUUUUCAUUUGAAUCAUGCAAAAUUUUUUUUCGUUUUUAGUAUAGUUAUUUAAAGAAUAGAUAGAAAAAAGAUUGCGUCCAAUAGGAUUUGAACCUAUACCAAAGGUUUAGAAGACCUCUGUCCUAUCCAUUAGACAAUGGACGCUUCUCUUUCUUAUUUUAUUCUUUCUUUUUUAUAUUUCAGAGAAAUAAUAAAAAACUGUUAGACCGAAACUCUUUUAGGAAAGAAAAACAAAUCCAUAUACCAUAUACAAAUGGAUGAUACAUAUAUCAUAAAGAAGGAAUAUGGAGCAGGUAGUCAGUAUCGAACCCGUAACCCCAAGGUUAUGAGCUUUGUGAGCUACCAAACUGCUCCACCUUCUUAGCGGGAAACUAGUGGGUUGGAUAGGCCCCUCUACCAUAUCUAUACAAAUAGAAUAGUCCAUUUAUACAGAAUGGUAAAGAGGGCUCUUCUACGAUCAUCAAUUCGAGAAAACCAUACAAAUAUGAAAGAAAGGGUAUUUUAUCCUUACCAACUGGAUCUUGUUGCACCCGGUAACAAACAUGCAUAAACCAUUUCUCGAAGUAUGUGUCCGGAUAGCCCAAAGUCUCGAUAGUUAGCUCUAGGUCUUCCGGUUAAAAAACAACGUCGAUGAAGGCGUGUAGGUGCACUAUUACGUGGUAGGGAUUGCAAUUUUUCUUGCAUUUUUGUUUUUUCGCUCAAACUCAAAGGGGAAACUUUGCUUCUUAUCUUUUUUUUUGAGGAUCGACGAAUCAAAUGAUAUUUUUGUUCUAAUUUCUGCCGCUUCUUCUCCCUCUGAAUCAAACUUUUUUUUGCCAUAAUGUGCCGUUCCUAUUAUUACCAAGUAUAUGGUUCUAAUCCUAGAUAGAAAAAUAAAUAGCAAAAAUCUAAAAAGGCGGAUCCUCCCUCUCCAUCAAGAGUAAUGAACUGGGUUCUGAUACAGUA